UUUUUUACCGGUUUGAAACGAAAUUUUUUUUUGCCAAAUGAAUCGAUCAUUCAAUCAUAAUAAAUCCAUUUCAAUAAUUGCUCAUCAUCCACCAUCACCAUCAUCGGCUUUGUUACCGAAACCGGAUAUUCAUCCCAAUAUUAUUGGUGGUUGUGGUAGUGGUGGUGGUGGUGGUGGCCAUAAUUCUCGCAAUUCCCGUUAUCCAUAUCAAUCGAAUCCAUGCACAACAAUAACUUAUGCACGAGCAGCAGCAGCAACAAAAACAUCGACAAAAGAUGUGUCGUCGAAUCAUCAAACAAACGGUGUCAGUGGUGGUGGUGGCCAACAAUCCAUAGAAUUAGUAGAGAAAAUUUUGAAUCAAAUUUCACUACAUUUUCCACGUAAUAAUAAUUAUUAUUCAAAUAAUUCAUCAUCAUCAUCAUCGACGACACGAAAUCAUUCGAAUCGAUUAAUGAUUAAUAAUCGAAGCAGUAGUAAUGGAUCGAAUAAAAAUGGAAAAUGUUAUCCAAAUCAUAUAAUAUUUACGAAUAACAGCAACAGUAACAGUAAUCAUGCAAAGAAACGAAGACAUCAAAAUAAUGUCCAAAAAAAUGGCCAAACAAUGGUUGAUACCGUAAUGAUGGACGGACAACAACAACAGCAACAACAACAUCAUUGUCAGCAAUGUGAAUAUCAAUUUAUAAAUGGUCAUAUUGAAUAUAAAAAUAAAUGUCGAACAUGUCAACGUAAAGAAUUACAAAUUGCCGCUACUACUAUCGCCACUACCGCUAUUGCUGAUGCUGUACAUAGACGUCGUAUUAUUGGUGGUAAUAUAAAUAAUCGAACGUCGUUAUCAUCAUCAUCUGAAAUACGUCAACAACGACCAUAUACGAAUGAUGAUGAUGAAUUACAUAAUCUACAAACAUUGAUUGAACAAUCGGUACAGAAUCCAAUAAUUGAGCCAAGUACAUGUGUAAAUGUUAAAAAAUAUGAAGCUGUUGAAAUUGUGUUUGAUGAAAAUAUGAUUGGUGUAAUGCCUGUUGCUGUGGCCAAAAAUGGUGAUGAUAAUGGUGAUAAGAAUGAUACAAUGAUGACAAUCAAUGAUGGUGAUGAUGAAAUGAUGUUGAUGGGGCAGGAUAAAACUGAAACGACUACUAUUAUGACAAGUGAAACGGAAAAUCACGACAACGAUGAUGAUGAAGGCGACGAAGAAUAUGAUGAUGAUGAUGAUGAUGAUGAACAAAGUUCAGAAAGAUUCAAUCACCAGAAUCAUAAUCAACAUUCCGAAAGAACUGAAUUGGAUGAUUUUGAAAUACCAUUUUCGAAUGUAUUUCGUGGACAAAAAGGACGUAUAUUUACAUUUGUAACACCUGUUGAACAACAAAAACAACAACAAGAGCAGCAACCAUCAUCAUUAAUGGAAUCACCUGCGGAAGAGGAAGAUUUAUCAUCUGAAGAUCAUAAUAAAGAUACAGUAGCAACAGCAACAGUAGCAACAACAACAACAACAACAACAACAACAUCACCACCACGAAUACAAAUGCUGUACAAACCAUAUGCUUAUGAUGAUGAAUUUGGUUUCGAUGGACUUGAUGGUAAUAAUAGCUAUCUAUAUCGUUAUAUUGGUUAUGUAAAUCAAAAUCAUAAUGAUUUUGUUCGGCCAAGUAAAGAAUUGCUUUUAUUUUUUCUUGGUCAUCAUCAAGAAUCGAUUGACAACAACGAAAACAAUGACAUUGAUCUAAGUAAUUAUUAUCGUAAUCCAGAAGAUGAAAAUAAUGAUGAUGAUGAAAAGAAAGCGGAAAAAUGUUAUACAAAAGAAAUUUUUUAUAAAAUAUUGGAAAAUUUAUGCGAAAAUGAUCGUGCAACUAUUAAUGAAUUAUAUCAUUCAUUUCAUCGUAAUAUAAAUUGUUUAAAAUCAUCAUUGGAUGAACAAAAUGAACAAAAUAAUUGUCAUCAUCAUUAUUAUAAACAACAACGACAUUCACCAUUCUAUGGUAAUCCAAUUAUAAGUAUUAUAAUGAAAACAAAUGAUGAUGAAGAACAACAACAACAACAACAACGAGAACAAGAACAAGAAAAAGAUGAUAAUAAUCUGAAUGAUGGAACAGCAACAACAACAAUCGUCAAACAACUACAGCGUCAAAAAAGAAAAGAAACUGAAAUGAUGCAGAAAAAUUUACGACAAAUAUUGGGUACAAAUUUUCAACAGUUUCAACCAUAUUAUUUGACUGAUGUUAAUUUUGAAAAUAUUGUUUCAAACGUAACAACAACAACAACAACAACCACGGCGAAUACAGAAGAUGAUAAUAUGGCCACUAUUGAUAGUUUUGGUGGUGAUCAUAAUGACAUUGUUUAAUGAUG
Messenger RNA from Dermatophagoides farinae (American house dust mite), 2340 nucleotides. Lineage: Eukaryota; Metazoa; Arthropoda; Arachnida; Sarcoptiformes; Pyroglyphidae. The record is from RefSeq and is a predicted model, not a curated record.